UUAUGCAAUUUUGGGCUAAAAAUUCCAGUUUCAUAGUUUUUGCGUCUCUGGGAGUUCUUCGAAUUCUCUCUUGAAACCAAAAUUCGAAGCUCCACUACAAUGGAGGCGGCGGCUACCGACAUACCCAGAAGCGGAAGUGGUCGGAUUUUCAAUCUCUUCGUCAGGCUGUUAGAUGGGAAAACCCUAGCUCUGAAAUUGACAUCCCCUUCUGUACACGGCCAUGCCAUCAAGCACCGUCUCUUUGAGACCACUGGAAUUCCCCCAAAUCACCAGCGUCUUGUCACUGGUGUCCGCCAGAUCGAGGACGAUUCGGUUGUUUCAUGCUUCGAUGAGUCUUCGGGUAAAUUUCUUACUGUUCAUCUUCUGCUUAGGCUGCUUGGAGGUAAGGGAGGGUUUGGAUCGUUGCUUCGUGGGGCGGCCACGAAAGCGGGGCAGAAGAAGACCAAUAAUUUCGAUGCUUGUAGGGAUAUGAGUGGGAGAAGGUUGAGGCAUGUGAAUGCUGAGAAGCGAUUGGAGGAGUGGAAGGCGGAGGAGGAGGAGAGGAGAUUGGAGAAGGUGGCUGAGGAGUUUCUGAAGAAGAAAUCCAAGGUUGGGAAGAGGGGAGUUGGGGAUUCUGCGACUCAGAAGUAUGUAGAGAGGUAUCGGGAGGAAUCUGCGCGUUGUGUGGCUGAGGUGGAGAAAUCCGUGAGAGAUGCGGUGAUGAAGGGUGGGAAGGGAAAAAGGAAGGGUCGUUCGAUGCCGAAUGGUGCAGAUGCUAAAAAGUUGAAGAUCUGGAUGGGCAAGAGGAAAAUGGGUGAAAGUGACAGCGACGAUUUGGAUUCAGAUGACUCUGAUAGUGAAGAGGAAAACGAGAAAUCAGUCAUCUUGAAUGAUGGUUGUCAAUCUGAUUUAAAUAAGGAUGCCGAAGGGAGUUCAGACUCUGUUAACUUUGGUAAACAUGGGUAUGGUUCUGGGGAAGCCUCCAGUGAAAGUGGUUCUGAGGAAGAAAAGAACUUGGCAGUGCAGGAGACCAUGGAAUUAGUCGGAAGCUCCAGUGAAAAAGCUCUUUGUUCUGAACAGUUUGAUGAGGUUGAGAUUAACGAUCAGACUACUCAGGGUGCAGUGGUACGUUGCUCAGAGGCUGUGGCUGUUGCUGUUUCUGCCGAUCAAGAAGAUGAGGUCGUAGAACAGGGUGUUCAUGGGGUUGACAUCACAAACAUAGAAGAUGUAGCUGCUAAUCCUCAAGAUAUGUCAGUUCUGAACAAUGGUGAAAUGGUUGAAGAUUUGUCGAGCCUUCCUGAACCAAAUGGCUCGCCAGUGUCUAAGUUGAGUGAUCAUGAGGAAACAAGUGCAAGUAAAAGCAAUUCAGAUGCACCACUGAAUUUUGAAGAUUUUAGUUCUGCUGCUGACAUGGAGGUUCUUGGAUUGGAAAGGCUGAAGUCGGAACUGCAAGCAAGAGGCUUGAAAUGUGGGGGUACUUUGCAAGAGAGGGCAGCCAGGCUUUUCCUGCUCAAGUCUACGCCUUUGGACAAGCUUCCAAAGAAGCUUCAUGCCAAAAAGUGACUGUAAAAUUUGACUUGAUUUCUCUCCAUACUUGUGUAAUGAUAUUAGGAUGAACUCAAUCAGUGGUCCAAGUAGAGUCAGUUUCUUUUAGUACGUACAACAAAUAUGAUAUUAUGAGGUAUAGGGAAGGUUUGAACUUCCGAGUACAAGUUGGUUGUGUUGCGUUGCAUUUGUACACUUCUGAAUGUUAUAAUAACUAAAACUAUGUUUUUGUUCUUUGACCAAA
Messenger RNA from Cucurbita maxima (winter squash), 1768 nucleotides. Its product is annotated as protein SDE2 homolog. The coding region runs from base 100 to 1542 and encodes 480 amino acids. Gene Ontology annotation, cellular component: nucleus. Gene Ontology annotation, molecular function: protein binding. The transcript is spliced from 3 exons. The record is from RefSeq and is a predicted model, not a curated record. NCBI's taxonomy places the organism in Eukaryota, Viridiplantae, Streptophyta, Magnoliopsida, Cucurbitales, Cucurbitaceae.